Dioscorea cayenensis subsp. rotundata (Guinea yam) is the source of this 7102-nucleotide messenger RNA. RefSeq lists its product as uncharacterized. Lineage: Eukaryota; Viridiplantae; Streptophyta; Magnoliopsida; Dioscoreales; Dioscoreaceae. The record is from RefSeq and is a predicted model, not a curated record. The transcript has 20 exons. The coding region runs from base 479 to 6919 and encodes 2146 amino acids.
UUCAUUCUCGUUGCUGCUCGUUCUUGUGUCUCGUGGCUCGAAACCCUCACGGAAUCAGCCGGAAAACGCUCCGAUUCGCUUCGAAAACGCCGGCCGGCGAGGGAAUCUAUGGUGGAAGGAGGCGUGGUUGGUGCUUGUGUGCCAGGGAUGGCUCUGGGGCGUCUCGGGAGAUGAGACUGUGCAUCGCUGUUGGAUUUGGGGCUUGGUUGGUGAAAAGACGAGAUUCCGUCUCCGGAUGGAGGUAGUGGUGAGCUGUGGCUGGAUUUGGUGGGCUUUUGCCGGAGGUGAAUUAGGGUUCGUGACGGGGGUGCUUUGAAUUGCAAGUAGCCGGAGUUUCAUUUCGUUAGGGUUCGCGGUCUUGAUUUUGAAAAUUAGGGUUUUGAUUGGAAGUGUGAGAGAUUACGUGUAUUUUGGUAAAGUUUUGAGCAAGUUCAUGGAUAAGGCGGCGGCUUAGCUGAAUUCGACUUUGGAUACACCCAUGGAUUAUGAUGACAAUGAUUUUCAAAGCCAGAACUUUCAACUAGUUGGAGAAGACAACAGAUUCCCAUCAAGUCUACAGUCUUUUUCUCUGCCAAAGCUAGAUCUUGAUGAUCACUUUGAUGUCCGUCUUAAGUUUGAUCCAUUAGUUGAAUCAGAGUGUUUUCUUGGAAUACAAGGUCAAGAUAACAACUGGAUUGAAAAUUUUUCUUCUGGGAGCAGUGCAUUAGAUUUUACUUCCAGCGCUGCUGAAUCUUGCUCCAUUUCAAGGCAUAACAAUGUGUGGUCUGAGGCUACAUCAUCUGAAUCUGUUGAAAUGCUAUUGAAAUCUGUUGGCGGAGAUGAAUUGAUAAAUGAUGGUUCUAUCAUUGAAGAAGUGGGUGCUCAUGAUCAACUGACUGGUGUAGAAGGCCACAUACAAACCUGUUAUAAGAUGGAUGAUAUCAUAAAGAUUGAUCCUACUCAGCCUCCAGACAUAUGCUCCAAAAGCUUAUCAGGUGUGAAUGAGUGUCAAGGCAGGGAUCAGUCUCAGGUUGAUGCCCUAGCUCAAGCUUCUGAGGGAGAGAAGUCUGGCAUGGAUAUGGAUGUGGGUUCCUUUGGUGAAAGAUCGGGCUCUGAUCAGGAGUCUGGUGCUGAGCAAUGCACCAUAGAUCGGAAGGGAAUUGCAUCAUUGGCUGAUGCCCCCCCAAAAUGUGCAGCAGUGUGUGAGGAUUUGUUGGAGAAGACUGUAGAUGAAGAUCCUGUAGGUGUCACAAAAAUUGAUAGAGAAGCCUCUGCUCCUGUUGCUUGUAGUGUGCAAGCUGAUGAUUCUGUUGUAUCUGCUGGAAAUCUGAUGUUAUCAGAGAAUGUAAUGGAGAAAAACUCUGAUAUCCCUAUGACUCUGAAUGAUUCCUUUAAACAUGAAAGUGAUCAUGAUAAUGUGACUGAUGAGCCUUCAGUAAGCUGUGGCGCUGAUAACACCCUCACUAGUGUUAAGAACUCUUCUUGUUUGGAGGCAAAUGUAGACCCACCGGUCCUAUUGAUGGAGAGAUGUAAUGAGUCUAUAUUUUCUGGGAACCCAGAUGAAUUGCUCGAAGCAAUUGCAUACCCGGUAAACACCUGUAACAAAGAUGGUGAAAUUGGUGAUUUCAAAAUGGCAAGGACAGAGCAGAUGCCUUAUCUUAAACUGGAAGGAGGUAGGAAUCAGGAAAAAUCUUCUGUUGAAUUCAACAAGGAAGAAAAUGCAGAUCAAUCUUGCGGGACAGAAGUUGAAGAUGUUAGCCAAAAUCUGCAAGAAUCUUGCUCAAAAAAUAAUUCCUGCAGUGAAAAUGUUUUGUGCACUGAAAUUGUGAAACUGACUGAUGGACAUGGAGAGGUAAAGCUUGAUCGUUCUACGGAAGGAAUGAAAGAAAAUGAUGGCUCUGAAAUUGGUGAAAUCAAGGAUAUAAGUAGUCAAUUGGGAAACAAUAGUAACAGAGAGGCAGCUGAACUGGAUUCUUCAAAUGAAGAGAGACAUGGUGCAGUUGGGCCUGAAGUUAAAAAUGGUGAUACCUUGCCAACUAGAGUGUUCGACACUUCUCUGUUAAAAAUAGCAUCUUCUGAUGAAGAUAAGAGUGUUGCAGAUGGAGCUUUUGAGAAAGAAGUUACCGCAGAUCUGCCACAAACUGAUUUUCUGGAUAAAUCCUUUUCAGCUACAUUAGCAAAUGAUACAGAUGUGGAUUUGCUAUCUUCCACCAGCCACAAAUCUCUUGGAAUGUCUAGUGACCAUAAAUCAAAGGCAGAGUCUUGUGACAUUCAAGAGACUCUGCACGAUUCUCUUCCGGAAUGGGCACAACCAUCCAUACAUUCUAGCACCAUCAGUUCUAACAGUGAUGCUUCCAUUGUUUUGGAUAAGAUUAAUCCUAUAUCAGCUGCGGUUCAAGAUACUGUAAUGCUAAAUGUGGUUGAAGAUUCAUCGACCAAUAAUAUGGUUCAUAAUAUGCCAGAAAAAAGGGAAACAGAAUCAACUUUGCAACCGCCUUUGAGUGUAAAUGUUAUGCACUUCACUGAAACCUCAUGCUCUUUACUGAAAAAUGCUGAAGCUCAGACAUUUGACAAGCAGGUUUCUGAUCCAAUUGCCAUGGAUGGUUUGUCUGGAGAGGAAAUAAUUCAUGUUGACUCAGUUGCUAGUCUUCCUGCAGCUGAUGUCUACUCUGCUUUCCCAACAAAUGAGACAAAUAAUCAGCAGUCACAUUCUGAUGAAGCCCAGCUUAUUGAUGCUGAUUUAGAACCAGAUCAAAGGAAAUCAUCUAUACCCCCAUCAGAUUCAAUUCAGGAGGACAAGAAGGAUGAUACAUGUAUGAUGGUUUCGAAGGCUUACUCAAAUUUCCAAUUAAUUACAUCAAAAAAUUCAGUGGAUGAUUCUGACCGAUCUUCUCCUAUAAGUGAAAGUGCAGAGGCCAACCAAGCUAAUGUUACUUCAGUUAACGCUGAGCAGCUAUCACCAGAAGGUAGAGCUGAAAAUUUAAGCUCUCAUGGGCCGGAUUUGGUUUCACCCACAGUCACUAGUUGCAUUGAAAUUUCUAAAGAUAGGAGGGAACAGCAGAAGAAGAAUGAAGAUUUGUCGAAUAGAGCAGGAUCUGUUGGAGAAGACCGGUGUUGUAUUUCUGCUGACACUGCAAGGAGUGCGUGUGGUGCUGAACCUGUGGAUAAUAAUUCCAAGGAGGGCACUGCUUUGGAAGAUAAUAGAAAUCCAUCAUUUGAGGUUUCAACAGCCAUCUGUUCUGAUAAGACUCACAAUGUGUCGAGACCUCCCACUGUAAAACCUCAAAAGCGUUCUCAGACAGCAACAAAGAACACUCAGGAAAGCCAUUUUGAGUCGGAAGUAGAAGUCACCAAAACAAUUCAUGAAGAUGGGACAGUAGCAUCUAGGAGCUACUCUGGAAAAACUGCCAAACCUGAUGGGAAGAUUACUGAAGAAACACCACCAUUGAGCCAGACAACUGAAAAAGAUGGCAAACAAUGUAGCACACCACCAAGUGCUGUUUUAACCAUGGGCAGUGACAAUUAUCCAGAGAUGAGGCAAUAUCCUGGUACUAAGGAUGCUUCUUUGUUCCAUCAACCUUUCACAGAUUUACAACAAGUGCAAUUGCGUGCACAAAUUUUUGUUUAUGGAUCUCUUAUUCAGGGAACCCCACCUGAUGAAGCUUGUAUGCUCUCGGCUUUUGGGGAAACUGAUGUGAGACGUGGUUAUUGGGAAGGUAUGCUACGUGUGGCAGUUGAACGGUUCCAGAAUCAGAAAUCGCCCUCUAGUGGUUGUGAAACCCCAGUGCAUUCUCGCUCUGGUGUUAGGGUUUCUGAGCAAGUUACGAGGAGCAAAUCUCUUCCAAACAAAAGCCACAACCCUCCUGUCACCAAGUUUGCACCAUCAGUCAGCUCAUUAUCUUUUCCAACACCUUUGUGGAGCAGCUCUGCUCGUGAUAGUUUACAGGCAAGUAUGCCAAGGGGCACUCACCUUGACUUUAAUCAGGCUGUAUCGCCUUUGCAUUCUUAUCAAUCACCACAAAUGGGACAUUACUCGAGCAAUGGCGCAUCUUGGUUUCCUCCCAAUUAUCCUGCAACUGUGGUCAUCCCAUCUCAAUGUUCAAGGCUUGAUGCUAACCCACAAUAUUCAGCCGUCCCAGUUACUGCAACAGUUCAAGUAACACCAACUAGGGAAUCAUCUGUUUCACGCGCCUCUGUGCAGCCUGGUGCUGCAAGUGCUCUGCUGCCGUCCCCAGGUCCAAGUGUUACAGUGGCGACAACUGUUCCUAUUGAAGUAAAUAGGAAGACACCAACCAUUGUGAAUAAUAAGAAUCCAUCGCCUGCUCAGAGAUCUAGAAAAAGGAAGAAAACUACAGUCUCUGAUAAGGUUGAGCCUGUUUUCCCAGCAUCUCAAACUCAGGCUGAACCUGCUGCUGCUACUCCUAUUGCAAAGACUGUAACAUUCUCUGCUGUCCAGCCCUCUAGUAGCUCGCCAACAAAAAAUAGUUCCAUUGUGCCUGUGAUUACAUCUUGUAACAUCUCUCCAACACAUAAUCAGAUAGUAGCAAGUGGUAAUACUGAGCAGAGUGCCAUUUUUCCUGAAGAGACAAGUAGUAGAAUUGAGCAGACAAAGCUACAAGCAGAAGAGGCUGCUGCUCUUGCUUCUUCUGCUGUUAGGCAUAGCCAAGGCAUAUGGAGUCAGUUAGCGUUGCAGAAAAAUUCUGGAUUAGCAUCAGAAUGUGAAGAAAAACUUGCUUCUGCAGCUGUUGCAGCCGCAGCAGCAGCUGCUGUUGCAAAGGCAGCUGCUGCAGCUGCCAAAGUUGCCUCAGAUGCUGCUUUACAGGCUAAGAUGAUGGCAGAUGAAGCUCUGGAUUUGGUUAAAACUGCAAAUACUUCCAAGAAUUCUGAUGCUGACUACCAUGUCGGUAAAAAAAUGACAAUGCUUACACCUGUAUCCAUUUUGAAGGGCAAAGACAAGUUCCAUGGAUCCAGUUCAGUUAUUUCUGCUGCGCGUGAGGCUUCCAGAAGAAGAUUAGAAGCAGCUUCAGCUGCCGCCAAAAGAGCAGAAAAUUUGGACGCUAUACUGAGGGCGGCAGAGUUGGCUGCAGAAGCAGUAGCACAAGCAGGAGUUAUUGUUGCGAUGGGGGAUCCUUUACCUGUUGCAUUUAAUGAAUUGGCAGAAGCUGGCCCAGAAAAUUACUUCAAAGUGCUUUCCUCAGCUUCUGGGAGAUCUGGCAAAACAAGUCAGAUUGCAGGAGAUCAACUAGCUGUAGAUUUUUCUGGCGGUCAAGACAAAUCAGCUAAAAAUGCCAGUGAUUGGUUGAAUCACAAUGAAAUUCAGAAAGUUCCUGCUGGAGAUACAAAAUCUUCUCAUGAUAAGCUUCCUUCAGCGGCUGAGCAAAAUCAUUCAGGUAGUAUAAUGGGUAAUGCAUCUUCAAGUGAUCCGAUUAUUAUAUGUGAAAGAGACCAUUUGGCAAGUAUUUCAAUGGAGAAUGGCAUAUCAAAGGAUACUCUUGUUGAGGUUAUGCCUAAUGAUGAUAGAUUCAGAGGGGCUUGGUUUUCUGCACAUGUUCUGGAGCUGAAGGAUGGUAAAGCACAUGUCUGCUACAAUGAUCUUCAGGAUGAAGGCUCUGGUCAGCGUAAGGAAUGGAUACCACUUGAAGUUGAUGGGAAUAAAGCUCCCAGAAUAAGAAUUGCACAUCCCAUGACUAUAACCAAGCCUGAAGGAACAAAGAAGCGGCGAAGGGAUGCUGUAGGGAAGUAUGAGUGGUCUGUUGGUGAUCAUGUAGAAGCAUGGAGAUUUGAUGGUUGGUGGGAAGGUAUUGUCACUGAGAAGAGCAAGGAGGAUGAAACAAAUCUCACAGUGCAUUUUCCAGCUGGAGGUGAUACAUUGACUUUCAAGGCUUGGAACCUUCGACCAUCACUCAUUUGGAAGGAUGGCCAAUGGACACAAUGGGUUCGUUUUAGAGACGUUAGCUGUCAAUCAUAUGAGGGGGAUACACCUUUUGAGAAAAGACCAAAGUUAAGCAGGCUUGAAGCCAGUCUCAAUUCAGAAGUUGAUGGAAGGGGAAAUGAGGAGACUAGGCCAUUGACGUUGUCUGCUAAAGAAAGCACAUUUACUGCUGGAAAGAAUGUGAGAGGAGAGAAAAGUUCUAAUCCUCGUCAAAUGACAAGGACUGGUCUGCGGAAGGAAGGAGCAGGGGUUGUCUUUGGUAUUCCCAAGCCUGGUAAGAAAAGGAAAUUUAUGGAAGUAAGCAAACAUUAUGUUGCAGAUAAGAUGGACAAGAUAAGUGAAGGGAAUGAUUCUACUAAAUUUGCUAAUUUUUUUAUGCCACAAGCAUCUCGCUUACUGAGAAGUACUUCCAAAACUGAUCCUCAAGGAAAGCGAGCUUUUAACUCCAGGCCUAAGUGGUCAAGACCUGUCAAAUCCCAAACAAUUCAGAGCAGGAGUAUGGCAGAGAAAGAGAACUCGUCUGUCAGCAAUGCAUCAGCUUCCAGUGGUGGGGAAUCUGGCCAAGAUUUGUCCCUGCAUCCUGUAGCUUCUCUUGGCAAUGAACAUGACCAGCUAAUAAAGAAGAAUACUCUAGAAAUGGGCUCUUCCUUCAGAGCUGUUGGGCCCACCAGUAGCUCUUCGCUGGAAUUUUCUUUUCAAUCUGUACCUGGUGUUGCAACCUUAAAGAAUUUUUCUGGUGCUGAGGAUGAUCGUGGGAUAAAAGGAAAGCUUAUGUCAGUGGCAGAGAAAUCAUUUAGAAGUGAGAAGGGCUUUGAGCAUCCUGGAAAAGCAAUGUCUGAAACUGUCGAGCCUCGUAGAUCCAACCGAAGAAUUCAGCCAACCUCGAGGCUGCUUGAGGGACUACAGAGCUCUUUGAUUAUUUCCAAGAUUCCUAAUGUUUCACAUGAUAAGGGUCCCCGUGCUCUUCAUAGAGGUGGUUCAUCUUCAAGGGGGAAUACUCAUGGCUGAGAGAGGCUUUCCUAAUCCGGUCAGUUCGUAGAAAUGCUUUAGAAUGGUGGUAAUUUCUAGCCAGGACUUUGUACAUAAAUGCAAUUUUAGGAAAUGGAACCAGAGUUUUCUUCUCUCAUAAGAUAAGAUGUAAAAUGUCAUAGUAGCCCCGGUUAAUUUUAUUUUUAUUUAUUUUGGGAACCA